Molecule: messenger RNA, 1286 nt
Organism: Polistes canadensis
Lineage: Eukaryota; Metazoa; Arthropoda; Insecta; Hymenoptera; Vespidae
Exons: 3
Coding region: 181-924 (247 amino acids)
Source: RefSeq, a predicted model, not a curated record
GUAGAUUAAAGUGAUAUAAUCAUUGUUAUGCUUAUUUUUAACAUAUACAGGUUAUGUCUUUGAGUGUAAUUUCUUAUUUGAGAAAAAUAAUUUAACCUUUACAUUUUCUUUUUUCUUUCAAUAAUAAAAUAUAUUUCAAAAUUAAUUAAAUAUAUAAAUAUAUUAAAAAUAUCUGAAAAUAUGAGUACGCUGUAUAAGAAUACUAAUAGUAUUAACAAAUUUGAAAAUGUCAACAAAAAGAAGUCUAAAAGAAUACGGAGAAGAAGAUUAUCCAAAGAAUGGAUCUUUAGUUUAAUUAUAUUUUUAGUAUUAUCGUUGAUAAUCGUUGAGAAAAUAUAUUUCAGUUAUGUACUCUCAAUAAUGAUCAAAAAUGCUAAUGAUCUAUAUAACAAAGUAGAUGUAUACAACAAAAUAGAUUUAUACAACAAAGCGAAUGUAUACAACAAAACAGAUUUAUAUAACGCAACAGAUGUAAAUAACAAAGCAGAUGUAAAUAAAAAAGCAGAUGUAAAAAUGUCAUCAUAUUUAUAUGAUUCUUUUACAUUGUCAAAUAUCGUCGUCAAUGUAGAAAAAGCGUAUAACAUACUUGUACAACAAAUAGUGAUAAUCGGUGAAACAUUUGCAAAUACAAUUUGCUAUUGCUAUCAUGCUCUAUUCGAUGCACUGCUAUACAAAACGUACGAUCACCCCUAUGAGAUAAUGAUAGUGGGAAUAAUAUUAGGAAUUAUCGCAACUUCUGCUAGUUGGUUCAUUAUUUAUAUGGACAGUCGUAUACCUGGAAACGAUCCAGCAUUUCCUCUUUUUUUGCAGAAAUAUUGGAUAAAAAUUGCACUGCCCAUAAACCUUAAUUACUUUGUCGGAGCAUUAAUCGGAUUAUUAAUAACUAUAUGCUAUCUUUACGAAAAUCAUUACUUUGAUUCUUAGAAAAAAAAUGAAUUAAGUUUGUGUCUUUGUUGUGUUUAAUAUUUAAAUAACAAAGAAACUAUUUAUACGAAGUACUGAUGUCAAUAUUUAGAGAGAAGAGAGAUAUUAACAAUUUAUUAUUUAUUACUAUCAUCAUAAUUAUAAUAGAAAUCAAUUCAUAACUGAUUCUGAAGGAUACAAGUAUUACAAUUUUACAAAUACAUAUGAUUACAAGAUUUGUUAUAUUGCAAUACAUAUACGCACAUAUAUAUAUUUGAUAAUUAUUUAUUGUUAAAGUAAAUAAUAUGACAUUGUAAUAAUAAAUACUAUUUAAGUAAUGUUCACAGUACAAAUAGGAAAAGAUAAUAUUAUAAUUGCAAAAA